AUGCAUUUUCUAGUAGUUGUUGACUAUUACUUGAGGUAUCCGGAAGUUAAGCAGCUCACUGGAACAAAAUCAACGGAUAUCGUACUAGCACUGAAGGGUAUUUUCUCACAACUUGGGAUUCCCAAUGUACUGGUCACAGAUAAUGGACCACAGUGUGUGAGUGAGGACUUUAAGAUCUUCAGCAGCACUUAUCAGUUUAUGCAUGUAACAUCAUCUCCUAGACAUCCACAAGGAAAUGGACUGGCCAAAAAGACUGCGGGGACUGUCAAAGCCCUGAUUAAGAAGGCCUGGCAUGCAGGGGAAGAUCCACACUUGGGAUUGUUAGCAUAUAGAGCUGCAAAACAUGAAGCCAAUGGAGUGUCUCCUGGUCAAUUGUUAAUGGGGAGGAAGUUGCCAACUAUUGCUAGUCAAUUGAUUCCACAGUUGGUGGAUAAGUCUUCAGUGAGAGAGAAAGACAAGGGUAGCAAAGGAAGUAGGCGACAGAAUAUAACAGAAGACAUGGAGUGUGAUCCUUACUAG
This is a messenger RNA of Corticium candelabrum, 519 nucleotides long. RefSeq lists its product as uncharacterized. Lineage: Eukaryota; Metazoa; Porifera; Homoscleromorpha; Homosclerophorida; Plakinidae. Gene Ontology annotation, molecular function: nucleic acid binding. The transcript has a single exon. Gene Ontology annotation, biological process: DNA integration. Bases 1 to 519 code for a protein of 172 amino acids. The record is from RefSeq and is a predicted model, not a curated record.